UCAGCCUCCUGUGAUCAGCACAGCUCAGGACUCAGGACCUUCUCCUGCAUCCCACAUCCUCCCUGCUCAGCCCGGACCCUGUGACCUCUCCAGGCAUGCUCAGCCAGAUGUGCCUUAUAGCCCUGGUGGGCAUGUGGAUGCAGUGGCUGCUGGUGAUGUGCCCUGCACUCUCUGCCUUUAAUUUGGAUGCUGACAGAGUCACUGUGUACAGCGGUCCUAGGGACAGUUACUUUGGAUACUCAGUGGAUUUUUAUGUGCCAGACUCCAUAACGGCCAGCGUUCUGAUUGGAGCUCCCAAAGCUAACACUUCCCAGCCAGAAAUAGUUGAAGGUGGAGCUGUAUACUAUUGUCCUUUUCCAGAUUCAGGGAUUAAUGGAUGCAAGCAGAUCCCGUUUGAUACUACUAAUAACAGAAAUAUCCGGAUAAAUGGAACCAAAGAGCCUAUUGAGUUUAAGUCAAAACAAUGGUUUGGAGCGACGGUCAGGUCCCAUAAGGAAAAAGUUGUGGCAUGUGCUCCCUUAUACCACUGGAGAAGUGCAAAGGCUGAUAAAGAAAAAGAUCCCAUUGGAACGUGUUAUGUCGCCAUUCAAAAUUUCAGCGCAUAUGCCGAAUAUUCUCCCUGCCGUGGACACAAUCCUGAUCCUGCCGGUCAAGGUGUCUGUCAAUCAGGAUUCAGUUUGGACUUUUACAAGAAUGGGGACAUAGCUUUGGGAGGACCCGGGAGUUUUUACUGGCAAGGACAAAUUUUCACGGCCAGCAUUGCGGAAAUAAUUCGAGGAUAUUCCUUUAGGAACAUUAUCAGGAAUUUGGUGGGAGAAAAGCAAACCAGAAUGGCCCCAUCUGAAUAUGAUGAUAGCUAUCUAGGAUACUCAGUUGCUGUUGGAGAGUUCACAGACGAUUCGGUACAAGAACUAGUGGCAGGAGUCCCCAGAGGUGCACAGAAUUUUGGAUACGUGUCCAUUAUUAGCUCUUCAGAUAUGACCUUCAUUCAGAACUUCACAGGUGACCAGAUGGCUUCUUACUUUGGAUAUACCGUUGCUGUUUCAGAUAUAAACAAUGACGGUCUUGAUGACAUACUAGUUGGAGCCCCACUUUACAUGGAUCGUGAAGUUGAGAGCAGUCCGAAGGAAGUUGGCCAAGUUUACAUCUACUUGCAAGAACGUGCUCUGGAAUUUAAAGAUGCCCAAGUAUUGAAAGGCACAGAUAUUUUUGGACGGUUUGGGAGCGCCAUUGCCCAUCUAGGCGAUCUGAAUCAAGAUGGAUACAAUGAUAUUGGCGUUGGCUCACCGUUUGCAGGCGAUGAUCGAAACGGCAGAGUGUUCAUCUACAAUGGAAAUAAAAAUGGGUUAAACAAAAAUCCUUCCCAAACCUUACAAGGAGCGUGGGCCUCAGAGUCAAUCCCCCCUGGAUUUGGCUUCACUCUGAGAGGCGAUUCAGACAUAGACAAAAACGAUUACCCAGAUCUAAUAGUUGGAGCUUUUGGCGCUGGAAAAGCAGUUGUUUACAGAGCGAGACCUGUAGUCACAGUCGAUGCUCAGCUUCUACUCCAUCCUAUGAUCCUGAACCCAGAGAAUAAAACAUGCCAGUUACCUACAUCGGACACUCUGGUGACCUGCUUCACAGUAAGAGUCUGCACGAAUGUUUCGGGACAAAGCAUUCCUCCCAUCAUUGUGUUGAAAGCUGAACUUGAACUGGAUUGGUUGAAACAGAAAGGUGCUGUGAAAAGGACCAUGUUUCUGGAUUAUAAUUAUGUCCACCGUGCCUUUGAUCUGGUUAUAGGAAAAAACAAGCGGUCAGAAUGUCAAAACUUUGUUGUUUAUCUCAGGGAAGAAUCUGAGUUCCGUGAUAAGCUCACUCCAAUUAGUGUGAACUUGAAUUACACAUUGGAUGAAACUGCUUUUCUGGGUGAAAUGGAUUUACGACCAAUAUUAAAUCGUUACAAGGACACUAGCAUCCAGCAGCAGGCGCACAUUUUGGUGGACUGUGGAGAAGAUAAUAUGUGUAUUCCUGAUCUGAUACUUUCAGCAAAAUCGGACAGGAGCCAUUUUAUUUUUGGAGAAGAGAACCACAUUCUAUUCACCAUCAAUGCAAGAAAUGAUGGCGAAGGAGCUUACGAAGCUGAGCUACAUGUUAACAUACCGCCGGAAGCAGACUAUGUUGGCGUUGAACGUAACAUAGAGGGACUGCGUCUACUUAAUUGUGAGUACAAAAUGGAAAAUGACUCUCGAAUGGUAGUGUGCGACCUUGGUAAUCCUAUGGCAGCUGGAACAAAUAUCCUGGUUGGCCUGCGGUUUGUUGUCCCACGAUUAGAAGAUGCAGACAGCACCAACUUCACUCUUCAAGUAAAGAGUUCCAACAAGGACAAUCCCAACAGUAAUUUUGUUAGCCUCCAGAUAAAUAUUACAUCUUUGGCACAAGUCGAAAUAAGAGGUGUGUCACUUCCGCCUCAAAUUCUUCUCCCUAUUCCCAACUGGGAACCGAAAGAAAAACCCACUGAAGAAGUUGAAAUUGGACCACUAGUUCAGCACAUCUAUGAGCUGCAUAAUAUAGGACCGAGUGCUAUCAGUGACACCGAUCUCAGCGUUGCGUGGCCGUCACAGAGCCGCGAAGAAUUUCUACUCUAUGUUUUUGAAAUUCAAACAGAAGGUCCUCUAAAAUGCCAACCAGAAAGUGCCAUCAACACCUUAAAAAUAAAGCCAAGUGAAGCAGAGGACACUCCAGGACUAGUUGCGUUCCUACGAAAUUCCAGUGUAUCUCAUGCUGUGAGCCGCAGGGAUGUAUCUGUGCCUGAGCCUCUUCGACAUAUUCCGAUACCAACAAAACUACUGAACUGCACAAAUGUGAAAUGUUUAUCAAUAUCCUGCAAAGUGGGCCGUCUAGAUGGAGGUCAACGAGCAGUAAUAAAAGUCAGAUCGCGCUUAUGGGCCCAGACGUUCCUCCAGAGGAAAAAUGACCACUAUUCACUCACUGCCAAUGUAUCAUUCGUAGUGAAGGAUAUGCCGUAUAAUAUUAGGCCGGCAAAGCUCCCUGCGGCAAGCAUAGCGAUAAAAACAUCGGUGAUCUGGGCCACUCCAAAUGUAUCAUUUGCCAUCCCUCUCUGGGUAAUCAUUCUGGCUAUUCUGCUUGGGUUGCUGGUUCUGGCUAUUUUAACGCUGGUGAUGUGGAAGUGCGGUUUCUUUGAUAGAGCACGACCUCCUCAGGGGGAUGUUACAGAUGACACGCAGCAACUAACCAACAAGACAGUGGAGGCUUGAUCAAUAACCCAAAUGCGUUCGAGUUAAGAAACGAGAUAAACAGUUAUUUUUCUACAAAGUUCUCUUUGUGAAUGUACCUGAGUCAUGACAAUGUCAUGAGUUGGAGCUGGCCAGAAACUCUACGAAUAUUCAUUGAAGAGCUUUUUUUCGUUGCCUUAAAAAAAAACAGAAAGAAAAACAUUCUCCAACACAGUAAUGGUUUGUUUUUUUACUUGAAUAGUCCCCAGAGUUUGUUUGGAUGUGUUGAAUAUGCAUGCUGUGUGCACUCUUAAGACAUUUUAUAGUUAAUUGACUUUCAGUAAGGCAGUGCCUUUAUUACUGUAACUCUGGGAUUUCACUAGCCUUAAGACCACUACUGUUACGUGAAGGGGUUUGUUUUUUGGACACCUACCUGAACAAAAUACACAUGAAUGGUUGGAAAUGAGUGGAUAAGCCUUUGGAAAUAUCUGGGAAUAUUGGGAAAGUUUGCAAAAAAAAAAAAAAACUUGUAAGAGAAGCACAAAUAUGUAUUUUUUCAUUAUCUCUUCGAGAUUUCAAGCAAUUACAAUGUUAUUGGCUCCUUGAAACACACAGCUGUAAUAUUGUCCUAAUAAUGGUAUUACCAGUUUUCCACCAAGCACCACUUUAUGGAAACAAAAGACAAAGGACUUGUAACACUUGCAAAAAAAAAAUGGCUUUAAGUUCGCCCUUUACAAUGAAGACUAUAUUGCCUUGAUCAGGAGUCACAAUGAAUUUACAGGACUAAAACGAAAGCUCUAUUUUCAUAUCUGUUGGCUGUAUUUUUCACACCAAAGACUACGACUUGCCUGUUACAAUGCAACAUGGCUUUCUGUUUGGACUGCGGUUAUGAGAUCCAGGUUUUCAGCGCAGAGCCCAAAAAGAAACAUUAAUUACAUGGAAAAGAAUGGUCUGCACACCAUAAUAUGCAAGUAAUAUCCUAAUGCGAUGUUCUAUGCCUCUUCAAGAGGCAACGGAGCCCAAGUUAAUGAGUAGAAAAUGGGUCAGGGCAAUGAAUGCACUUGCAGAUAUUUUGGAAUGAAAUAAAAUAUAAAAAGGAACCUACACAACAUCUAUUGAAGCAUAGGUCAUGACAAGUGAGAAGUAAUUAUCCCAUCUGGUCUGCACAUUUUCCUGUCUACCUUGAAACCUCACACAUAUUCUUUUCACAAAUUCUUACUCACACGCCAAUAUUUUUUUAACUUCCUUAACAUUUUUUAUUUAACCACUUCAGCAGGACAUCUAAUACACUCUAAGUAAAACAGCGUAUUGCCUUUCACUCUUCCACAUUCCGUCUGUAAUUUGCAAACCACUUGCUCAAGUGGUCUUCUUUAAAAACGCUUUCAAAACUAUUUUUUUUUAUAUGUUAAGUAUGUUUU
This is a messenger RNA of Pelobates fuscus (common spadefoot toad), 4630 nucleotides long. It is a transcript of the gene ITGA8, whose product is annotated as integrin subunit alpha 8. Gene Ontology annotation, molecular function: integrin binding. Gene Ontology annotation, biological process: integrin-mediated signaling pathway; cell-cell adhesion; cell-matrix adhesion. Lineage: Eukaryota; Metazoa; Chordata; Amphibia; Anura; Pelobatidae. The transcript has 30 exons. The record is from RefSeq and is a predicted model, not a curated record. Bases 96 to 3254 code for a protein of 1052 amino acids. Gene Ontology annotation, cellular component: integrin complex; external side of plasma membrane.